UCUCUCUCUCUCUCUCUCUCUCUCUCUCUCUCUCUCUCUCGCAAGUGACAAUGUUGCUCCGUCGUGCAACAGCACUGCCCAAAACCCUACAAAACCUCCGGUUAUUCUCUCCGGCGGCGACCGCUUUAGCUCUAGAUCAGACCCUCGAAACCCAAUUAGAUUACCUCCCUGGAUUCCCGCGACCCGAUCCAAAGUACGCAGAGACGAUUUUGGCCGUUCCACGGUCUGAUUCCGGCAAGAACAUUUCGGCGAAAGAGCGCAAAGCGGGUCGAGUUCCUUCGAUCAUAUUCGAACAGGAGGAUGGGCAGCACGGAGGAAACAAGAGGCUUGUCUCAGUUCAGACGAAUCAGAUCAGGAAGCUCGUGACUCAUCUGGGCUACUCUUUCUUCCUCUCUAGGCUCUUCGAUGUCGAGGUUCGAGCUGAGCUAGGUUCUGAUGAGGUCAUUGAGAAAGUCAGGGCUUUGCCUAGAUCGAUUCAUUUGCACGCCGGAACAGAUGCUCCACUGAAUGUGACAUUCAUAAGAGCGCCUCCAGGUGCUUUGUUGAAGGUCGAUAUUCCGCUAGUGUUCAUAGGAGAUGAUGUUUCUCCUGGACUAAAGAAAGGAGCAUCUCUGAACACAAUAAAAAGAACGGUAAAGUUCCUGUGCCCAGCAGAGAUUAUCCCUCCAUAUAUAGAAGUAGAUCUCAGCCACUUGGACGUUGGACAAAAGCUAGUAAUGGGAGACCUCAAAGUUCAUCCCGCACUAAAGCUUAUAAAGCCCAAAGGCGAACCCAUUGUUAAGAUCGCCGGAGGACGUGUCACUGAUCAGCCAAAGAAAUAACUUUGAGGUGCAAGCCAAAAUGUUGCUCAUACUUGUCUUUUCUAAACGUUGAUGAAAAAAAUUAUGGAUCAAUCUUCUUAGAACUUUAAGGAUCCUUUGAGGAUGGAGAUUUUUUUUUUUGUGUGUGUCGUUAGUGUUGCCGGAGAGCUCUAGUUUUCUAUUUUUUCAUUCUACUAUGCAUAUUUUUCACAUGUGGACAGUUUAUUUACAAAACAUUUAUAAAUAAGCGUAGAAAGAGAAGAAAAACAACAGU
Messenger RNA from Eutrema salsugineum, 1074 nucleotides. RefSeq names its product 50S ribosomal protein L25. Gene Ontology annotation, biological process: translation. Gene Ontology annotation, molecular function: structural constituent of ribosome; 5S rRNA binding. The transcript is spliced from 3 exons. The record is from RefSeq and is a predicted model, not a curated record. Gene Ontology annotation, cellular component: cytosolic large ribosomal subunit; ribosome. Lineage: Eukaryota; Viridiplantae; Streptophyta; Magnoliopsida; Brassicales; Brassicaceae. Bases 51 to 821 code for a protein of 256 amino acids.